Messenger RNA from Moneuplotes crassus, 1507 nucleotides. The record is from the annotation of a GenBank genome assembly. NCBI's taxonomy places the organism in Eukaryota, Ciliophora, Spirotrichea, Euplotida, Euplotidae.
UAAAGCUAGCCAUGAAGCAUCUCUAUCAAGCAAUGAUCUUCACACUGACAUAUGUCUCAUAUGCAGGCCUGCAUGUGAUGAGAGAAGGAUGGUCAAUUCUGAAAUAAGGACAUAGAAUCUGAGUCAUCCCCAGGUCUUGGAUGGGAAGGAACCCAAAAUAUUGGAUACUUAGACUUCUCCUUUCUCAUUGCGUACUCAAUAGGACUCUUUAUCAGCGGAAAUCUUGGAGAUAGAUACCCUGUAAGAGUAAUUGUGCCAGCUGGAUUCUUACUUGUCAGCAUCAUGACCUUCAUGUUCACAAUGGGUGGAGAAUGGAGAAUCACCAGCUGCUGGUACUAUGCUUUUUUCUUUACAAUUUCAGGCUUCUCCCAGAGCAUAGGAUGGCCUAAUUAUGUUCCUGUGAUGGCGAACUGGUUUUCAAAGGAAUCUAGAGGACUUGUUUUAGGAAUCUGGUGCACAUGCCAAAAUGUGGGCAAUAUCUGAGGAGCAAUCUUGGUAAACGUCCUACGUGAAUACUGAGGAAUGGACUGGAUGUGGUCUCUUAGAGUCAUCUCCAUUAUGAUAGGAGUCCUAGCGCUACUAAAUCUGAUGUUUUUGAUUAGUGAGCCAUCCUCUGUCGGAAUUGAAAUUGAUGCAGUUGAAGGAAAUUUGGAAAUAAAAAACAAUAUUAAUGACUACAAAGACGCUAAUGGAGAGAAUUUGUCCUCUCAAAGUAUUGAAAUGAUAAUUUUAAACCCCAAGGAAGCACCAGAAUCCCAUUUAAAACCUCCUAGCCCAACAAAUAGUUUUCUGAAGCAGAACUCGAGACAUACUCAGGACACUAAAUUUGAGAAAAAGGCAAUUUCUUUCUGGAAAGCUUGGCUGAUUCCCAAGGUAAUUCCUUACGGUAUAUGCAUUGCUCUUGUAAAGCUUGCUACCUAUGGUAUCCUUCUUUGGCUCCCAGUAUUUGCAGAUGAGGCAUUACACUACAGCCACAAAGGUAUUGGAUAUCUUGCAAUCUCUUAUGAUAUCGGAACUAUCAUUGGAAGCGUAAUUUUGGGUAAACUCAGUGACAUCAUUUAUCAUAAAAGGGCUCCAAUAGCAUUUGCUGGAUGCCUUGCUGGGUCAACCUUCUUCAUGCUAGUUAUCUUGCAGCCUAGCUACAUUAUGAUAACCAUAUUCUUCGUUGGGUUCUUUGUAGGAGGAGUUUUUAAUAUUGUAGCAGCAACUGCAGCGGCAGACAUAGCGAAAAGUAAUGAAAUGGAUCCAAGAGACAAAGCCCUUGCAACCAUCAGUGGUAUUUAUGAUGGCUGUGGAAGUAUAGGCUCUGCUUUUGGCUCCUUAGUAAUCUCUAGCAUUAGGAAUGCCUCUUGGAAUGGAGUCUUUGUAUUCCUCUCCUCUUGAAUCUUUCUUGCUUCUUUUCCAAUUUUUAAAGUUAUGAUCCAUGAAAUCAAGGAGAUUUUUAGCCUCAGAGAGCAGAAAAGAAGAGAAAAUAUCGGUGAAAAGCUGUUAUCUGAUCUAUAAGCUC